AUGCAGAAGGAAAUUGAUGCCUUAACUGCUAACAAUACAUGGGUGUUAGUUCCUUUGCCUAAAGAGAAGAAACUCAUAGGGUGUAAAUGGGUAUUUAAAGUCAAGUUAAAAGCAGAUGGGACUGUUGAGAGGUUAAAGGCUAGACUGGUAGCAAAAGGUUUCACUCAAAAAUAUGGGAUAGACUAUUUGGAAACUUUCUCUCCUGUGGUCAAAAUGACUACUAAAAGGUGUAUUCUAUCUUUGGCAGCAAGUCAGUCUUGGAAAAUACAUCAAUUGGAUCUUAACAAUGCAUUUUUGCAUGGUGAACUCCAUGAAGAAGUGUACAUGAAGGUUCCUGAGGGAAUUAUCAAGGAUUUGGGAUUGCUGAAUUUCUUUUUAGGGAUUGAAAUUACUCAUCUUCCUGCUGGGAUUCUUAUGACACAGAAGAAGUUCACCAGAGAACUCUUGCAAGGAUGUCAAAUGGACAUUUCCAAUGUGGAUCUGACUCCUCUUCCUACUUAUCUCAAGCUGCAAGCAGAUGUUGGUGAAUUUUAUCAUGAUCCUGAGUUGUAUAGAAGUCUGGUGGGUAAAUUGAAUUUUUUGUCUCAUACAAGGCCUGAUAUUUCUUUCUCAGUUCAGACACUCAGUCAGUUUCUCAGUCAGUCUAGAACUCACCAUGCUACAACAUUAAAUCAUGUCCUGAGAUAUGUUGCUCAUACUCAAGGACAGGGUAUUUUACUCAGAGUUAUAGAUAAGCUUACUCUUUAA
Messenger RNA from Chenopodium quinoa (quinoa), 747 nucleotides. RefSeq lists its product as uncharacterized. Bases 1 to 747 code for a protein of 248 amino acids. The record is from RefSeq and is a predicted model, not a curated record. The transcript is spliced from 2 exons. Lineage: Eukaryota; Viridiplantae; Streptophyta; Magnoliopsida; Caryophyllales; Amaranthaceae.